AUGGAAGCGAGAACCCCCGAUCAUAACUGUAAGGAGCUCAUAGGUGAAAUUUACUUGAACAGGCUGGACCUGACGGACACUCCCCUCCAGAACCCAGAACUGGAACAGUUCACUGACAGAAGCAGUUUCAUCCAAGACGGGCAGCACAAAGCAGGCUCUGCCAUAACGACAACUGACGAGAUAGUGAAGGCCGAGGCCUUCCACAAGCGUGGUCAGCACUGCAGGCUGAGCUAUGGGCACUCGCCCAGGCCUGACUUCUCUCCGCUGGCGCCCCUGACCGCUGGGCUCGGCUCGGCCCCGCCUCCAGGCCGCUCCGCUUUUUCACUGCGCGUGCGCACAGCGUCACACACCCGGAAGCGGAGAGCGGCGAGCGGAGGUCUCAGCGCAAAAUUCACUUUACCUGAGGGUGAAGCCCAGAAGAGGAGGAAGAUGAGAGAAAACAAGUCAGGCAUGGCUCUUUCUCAGAGACAGUUGACCAUCGAGGAUGUGGACAUCAAGUUCACUCCAGAAGAGUGGGAAUGCCUCGACCCUGCUCAGAGGGCCUUGUACUGGGAUGUGAUGGAGGAGACCUACAGGAACCUGCUGUCUGUGGAUGUGUCUCAUAUACAUGUGACCAAGAAAUUACAAGCAAAAGGAAACAGUGGAAAAGGAGAAAUUAUGCAAAGAGUGAUGUUUGGAAGAACUGAAACCCAUGAAACCAAAGAUUUUUUCCUCGGGAAGAUAGAGGAAACUGUGCAUGGUUUUGAGAGUCUGUGGACAGAUGAUGAAAGAAGUGACAAUGAAAUAUCUAUAUCCCAUAACAAAAAUCUUACUGAUGGAAAAGAUCAUCAGAAUAGAAAUGAUGCAGGAGAUAAGCCUGUUGAAAGACUCGGAUCAAGCUUUCAUGAAGAAUUGCAGAUGCUUCAGUCUGAAGGGACGAUUUUUGAAUGUAGUCAAAUUGUGACGAAUAUUAACAGUAGCCCCUCAGGUUUGCCACCUCAGAGAACUCAUAGUGUCUGCAAAGGCAUUUGUCAUAAACGUGAGAGUGCUGUUAUGCGUCCCUCAGAACAGGCCCUAGACCAGGAAGGACACAAGAAAAAAUCUUACAAAACUCCUGAGUGUAGCAUAACCUUUCUUCAGCACUCAGAACUCACUAGACAUCAAAGAAUCCUUACAGGAAGAAAACCAUAUAAAGCUGACAUACAUGGCAAGGCCUUUAAUGAUAAUGAGAGCCUUGCAGUUCAUCGGAGAAAUCAUACUGGAGAGAAACUGUAUAAAUGUGAUGUAUGUAGCCACAGCUUUAAACAGAACACAGCCCUUCAAAUUCAUCUGAGAGUACAUACUGGAGAGAGACCAUAUAAAUGUGAUGUAUGUGGCCACUCCUUUAAGCACAAGACACACCUUCAAAAUCAUGGGAGAACUCAUACUGGAGAGAAGCCAUAUACAUGUGAUGCGUGUGGAAAGGCCUUUACUCGAAAAGAAAGCUGUGCACUUCAUCAGAUCCUUCAUACUGGAGAGAAACCAUAUAAUUGUGAUGUAUGUGGCCGUGGCUAUACUCGAAAGUCACAACUUAGAAUUCAUCGGAGAGUUCAUACUGGAGAGAAGCCAUAUACAUGUGAUGUGUGUGGAAAGGCCUUUUCUCGCAAGGAAGGAUGUGCACUUCAUCAGAUCCUUCAUACUGGAGAGAAACCAUUUAAGUGUGAUGUCUGUGGCCGUGGCUAUAUUCGAAAGUCACAACUUGAAAUUCAUCAGAGAGUUCAUACUGGAGAGAAGCCAUAUAAAUGUGAUGUCUGUGGAAAGGCUUUUACUCGCAAAGAAAGCCAUGCACUUCAUCAGAUCCUUCAUACUGGAGAAAAACCAUAUAAAUGUGAUCUGUGUGGACAGGCCUUUACUCGCAAAGAAAGCCAUGCACUUCAUAAGAUCCUUCAUACUGGAGAGAAACCAUAUAAAUGUGAUGUAUGUGGCCGUGGCUAUACUCGAAGCACACAACUUGCAAUUCAUUGGAGACUUCAUACUGGAGAGAAACCAUAUAAAUGUGAUGUGUGUGGCCAUGGCUAUCCUCGAAAGUCACAACUUGUAAUUCAUCAGAGAAUUCAUACUGGAGAGAAUCCUUAUAAAUGUGAUGUAUGUGGCUGUGGCUUUACUGGAAAGAGACAACUUAGAAUUCAUCGGAGAAUUCAUACUGAAGUGAAAUCUUACAAAUGUAACAAUUGUGGCAAAUGUUUUUUUGCACUGUUUUCCUUAAAUAAACAUCAAACAAUUCAAACAGGUGAGAAAGCAUGUAAAUGUAAUUUGUGUGGCAAAAUGUUCAGUUCCAGGUGUUAUUUAGCAGUUCAUCAGAGAACUCAUACUGGGGAAAAACCAUAUAAAUGUGAUGUGUGUGGAAAGGCCUUUACUCGCAAACAAAGCCGUUCACUUCAUCAAAUUCUUCAUACUGGAGAGAAACCAUAUAAAUGUGAUGUGUGUGGCCAUGGAUAUACUCGAAAGUCACGACUUGUAAUUCAUCACAGAGUUCAUACUGGAGAGAACCCUUAUAAAUGUGAUGUAUGUGGCUGUGACUUGACUGGAAAGAGACAACUUAGAACUCAUCGGAGAAUUCAUACUGAAGUGAAAUCUUACAAAUGUAACAGCUGUGGCAAAAGAUUUUUUGCACUGUCAUCCUUAAAUAAACAUCAGGCAGUUCCAACAGAUGAGAAAGCAUGUAAAUGUAAUUUGUGUGGCAAAAUGUUCAGUUCUAGGUGUUACUUAACAGUUCAUCAGAGAACUCAUACUGGAGAGAAACCAUAUAAAUGUGAUUUAUGUGGCCAUGGCUAUCCUCGAAAGUCACAACUUGUAAUUCAUCAGAGAAUACAUGCUGGAGAGAAUCCUUAUAAAUGUGAUGUUUGUGGCUCUGGUUUUACUGGAAAGAGACAACUUAGAACUCAUUGGAGAAUUCAUACUGAAGUGAAAUCUUACAAGUGUAACAACUGUGGUAAACGUUUUUUUGCACUGUCAUCCUUAAGUAAACAUCAGGCAGUUCAAAUAGAUGAGAAAGCAUGUAAAUGUAAUUUGUGUGGCAAAAUGUUCAGUUCCAGGUGUUACUUAGCAGUUCAUCAGAGAAUUCAUAUUGGAGAGAAACCAUAUAAAUGUAUUGUGUGUGGCUGUGGCUAUACUCGAAAGUCACAACUUGGAAUUCAUCAGAAAGUUCAUGCCGGAGAGAAGCCAUAUAAAUGUGAUGUAUGUGGCUGUGAAUUUACUGGAAAGAAACAACUUAGAACUCAUCGGAGAAUUCACACUGAGGUGAAAUCUUACAAGUGUAACAGCUGUGGCAAACUUUUUUUUGCACUAUCAUCAUUAAAUAAACAUCAGGCAGUUCAAUCAGAUGAGACAGCAUGUAAAUGUAAUUUGUGUGGCAAAAUGUUCAGUUCCAGGUGUUGUUUAGCAGUUCAUCAAAGAACUCAUACUGGAGAGAAACCAUAUAAAUGUGAUGUGUGUGGAAAGGCCUUUACGCGAAAAGAAAGCCAUGCACUUCAUCAGAUCCUUCAUACUGGAGAGAAACCAUAUAAAUGUGAUGUAUGUGGUCGUGGCUAUACUCGAAAAUCACAACUUGAAAUUCAUCAGAGAGUUCAUACUGGAGAGAAACCAUAUAAAUGUGAUGUGUGUGGAAAGGCCUUUACUCGCAAAGAAAGCCAUGCACUUCAUCAGAUCCUUCAUACUGGAGAGAAACCAUAUAAAUGUGAUGUAUGUGGCCGUGGCUAUAUUCGAAAGUCAAAGCUUGUAAUUCAUCAGAGAAUUCAUACUGGAGAGAAUUCGUAUAAAUGUGAUGUAUGUGGCCGUGGCUUUACCGGAAACAGACAACUUGGAAUUCAUCGGAGAAUUCAUACUGAAGUGAAACCUUUCAAAUGUAACAGCUGUGACAAACGUUUUUUUACUCGGGCGUCCUUAAAAAUACAUGAAGUAGUUCAUACAGAUGAAAAAGCACGUAAAUGUACUUUAUGUGGCAAAGUCUUCAGUUCCAGGUGUUACCUUACAGUUCAUCAGAGAACUCAUACUGGAGAGAAACCAUAUAAAUGUGAUGUGUGUGGGCAGGCGUUUACUCGCAAAGAAAGCCAUGCAGUUCAUCAGAUCCUCCAUACUGGAGAGAAACCGUAUAAAUGUGAUAUAUGUGGCCGUGGCUAUACUCGAAGCACACAACUUGCAGUUCAUCAGAGGGUUCAUACUGGAGAGAAACCAUAUAAAUGUGAUGUAUGUGGCAAAGCCUUUAGAGUAAAUGGCAGCCUUACAUCUCAUCGGAAAAUUCAUUGCCGAGAGAAACCAUAUAAAUGUGAUGUAUGUGGCAAGGCCUUUAGUGUAAACGGAAGCCUUAGAACUCAUCAGAAAAUUCAUACUGGAGAGAAACCAUAUAAAUGCGAUGUAUGUGGCAAGGCCUUUAGAGUAAACGGAACCCUUACAUCACAUCAGAAAAUUCAUACUGGAGAGAAACCGUAUAAAUGUGAUGUAUGUGGUAAGUCCUUUACUAUAAACGGAAGCCUUACAACUCAUCGGAAAAUUCAUACUGGAGAGAAACCAUAUAAAUGUGAUGUGUGUGGCAAGGCCUUUAGUUUAAAUGGAAGCCUCACAUACCAUCAGAAAAUUCAUUCCAACGAGAAACCAUACAAAUGUGAUGUAUGUGGCAAGGCCUUUCGAGUAAAAGGAAGCCUUACAUCUCAUCAGAAAAUUCAUACUGGAUAGAAAGCAUAUAAAUGUGAUGCAUGUGGCAAGGUCUUUAGUUUCAAAUCAACCCUUGCAUUUCAUCAAAGAAUUUAUACUGCAGAGAAAUGUUACAAAUUAACAAUGGUGACAGAGCUUUUAGUGCAGUCAUCCUUAUCUCUCCAUCAGGCAGUUCAUACAGGAGAGAAAGCAUAGAAAUGCAUCUAUGUGGCAGUCUUCAAUUCCAGCUGUUACUUUGCAGUUCAUUAGAGAACUCAUAUUUGAGAGAAACCAUAUAAAUGUUAUGUAUGUGGCAAGACCUUUAGUCAAACUGAAAACCUUGCAAUUCAUUGGAGUAUUCAUACUGGAGAGAAAGCAUAUGAAUGUGUUGUCUGGUAAGGCCUUUAGUCAUAUUGGUAAGCUUGCAGUUUAUCCAAAAUUCAUACUGGAGAGAAACCGUAUAAAUGUGUUGUGUGUGGCUGAUGCUUUACUUGAUGUGCACAACUUGGAAUUCAUCCGAGAAUUCAUACUGGAGAGAAAACACAUGAAUGUGAUCUCAAUGUCAAGGCUUGUAAUCUAAAUGCAAACUUUACAGUUCAUCAGAGAAUUCAUGUUGGAGAGAAACCUUACAAGUGAAACAAUGGUGACAAAAGUUUUAGUGCACAGCCAGUCUUAACUCACCAUCAGGCAAUUCAUACAGGAAAGAAUGCAUAGAAAUGUGAUGUAUGUGGCCAGUGGUUUACUUGAAAUGACCAUCAUAAGAAGCAUCAGAUAAUCAUAGUGGAGAAAACUGUUAAAAAUGGGACAAUUGUGAGAAGCAUUUUAGUGCAACUGUAAUGAGUAUGGCAAAGCCCCUAAUCUGAGUUCAGGCCUUAUAAUUCAUCAGAAUUCAUACUGUAUAGAAAGCGUAAAAAUGAAUAUGGCAAAGUUUGUAGUUCACUUUCAGCUGUAACUGACCAUUUUGCAGUUCAUACAGGAGAGAAGCCACAUCAAUGGGAUUUUUACGACGAAGCCUGCAGUCACAUGGAAUGACUUUGCAGAUCAUCUGAGAGUCAGUGCAGUGAAAACUUCUAAAUCUAGUGAGUGAAGAAAGUAUAUGAAGUUUUGGGCCUUCAGAAAAGUCAGACUGGAGGAAAACUGCAUGAAUGUGGUAGAUAUGGUAAAGCUUUGAUUCUAUAUUCAUACCUAACUGAUCCUCAGGUAAUUAAUGUGAAUUGAAAUCUUACCCACAUUAUGCAUGUGGUAAGUCUUUUGGAAGGUGUUCAUUUUUUUACAAAACAUGAGAAAAUACCUACUGGCAAGAAUCCAUACAUUCAGAGCACAAUCAGUCCCUCCAGUGGAGGAAAUAAUAAUGUCUGUGGCCAGGAUUUCAAUAACAGGCAGAUCAUUCCCUUCAUCAGGAAAAUUCAUUAUUCCUUCAGGUGCUAUUCAGGCCUAAAGGCAUCAGGUGACACAAACUUGAGAGACCUUCCAAAUGUUAUCAAUGUGGGCAGGGUUUUUGUUUACACCUUAAGCUUCUUGAGAAUAUUCACACUAGAUAAAAACUGUAUCAUUGUAAUAAUAAAUGUGUCAGGGUUUUUAGGCAACAAUCUGAAGUCAGGCUUCAGUAAAGAAGUCAUUUUGGAGAGAAAGCUCACAAGUGACAUGAGUAUGUAAACCUUAACUUGGGAUCACAACUCACCAUCCAUCACAUCAUCCAUAGUAGAGAGAACCUUACCAGUGUAGAAUAUGGCACAAGGCUUUUAGGUACUCCCUGUUAUCUCAGUGUUCACCAAACACUUUCUACUUAGAAACACAAAUAUUAUGGCAGUUGUGACAAUUACUGCUCACUCUUUAGGUAUCUAAGAACAUAUAUGCUGGAGAUAAACCACACUAAUACAAUGUUUGUGGAAAGCUAUUGUGAAGAAACUUGAGUCAAAAGAACCAGAAAAGUAUGCGUGUGUAUCUGUUUCAUCAUUGAUUGCUGCCAUUUCUGUUGUACCGUUGUUUUCUGCAGUUUUGUGCUCUAAUAAAAUUUGUAUAA
Molecule: messenger RNA, 6670 nt
Organism: Dama dama (fallow deer)
Lineage: Eukaryota; Metazoa; Chordata; Mammalia; Artiodactyla; Cervidae
Product: zinc finger protein 845-like
Exons: 6
Coding region: 1-4689 (1562 amino acids)
Biological process (GO): regulation of DNA-templated transcription
Molecular function (GO): nucleic acid binding
Source: RefSeq, a predicted model, not a curated record